Messenger RNA from Mytilus trossulus (common blue mussel), 5421 nucleotides. Its product is annotated as proton-coupled zinc antiporter SLC30A2-like. Bases 81 to 1493 code for a protein of 470 amino acids. Gene Ontology annotation, cellular component: plasma membrane. Gene Ontology annotation, biological process: zinc ion transmembrane transport; response to zinc ion. The record is from RefSeq and is a predicted model, not a curated record. Lineage: Eukaryota; Metazoa; Mollusca; Bivalvia; Mytilida; Mytilidae. Gene Ontology annotation, molecular function: zinc ion transmembrane transporter activity. The transcript has 7 exons.
UAAAUCAACACUUCCUGUAAGACUGUCACGAAAUUGAAAUAUAUGUCAGAUUGAUAUGAAUAUUUGACUUGCAUACUGUGAUGACUCACGUAAGCAACUACAAUGAUGCUGCUGAGGGUGGAAACAAAGACCAUAAUCAUUACCAAUCAACUCACGAUAACACAGUGUCAUUAACAUCAGAAUUAUUAGUGGAUUUCCAACCUUCUCAAACAGAAAAGGGGUCUUCCAUCACAAAUUCUAUAAACCACAUUCCAGACAAUCAAGAUCAUGACAAUAUUUCUGACCAUGGUAAUGGCUACUCCAGCUUCGGUCGAGAGAGUAAUUCAAACCAUGAAGAAAGAUUGGCCGUCCCAAUCCAGUUGUAUCGUUCAGACAGUGAUAGCCCAUUGUUGGACCAAUGGCACUGCCAUAACAAUGAUAACAACAAUAAUGACAAAACUGCAAGAAAUCAGUUGAUUGCUGUUUGUACCCUUUGUGUAAUGUUCAUGUGUGGAGAAGCUGUUGGAGGGGUAUUAUCCAACAGCCUUGCCUUGUUUACAGAUGUUCUUCAUCUGGCCAGUGAUCUGAUUAGUUUUCUUAUUAGUCUUCUAGCCAUGUAUCUAGCCAAGAAACCAGCUACCAAGACCAUGUCGUUUGGCUUCCAUAGAGCAGAAGUUAUAGGUGCUUUAUUCAGUGUGUUCAUUAUAUGGUUAGUGACUGGUGUGUUGUGCUAUAUGGCUGUGGAAAGAAUACAGCACAAUCACUAUAAAAAUGUCAAUCCUAAUGAAAUGCUAGUUACUGCAAGUGUUGGUGUAGCCUUUAAUAUUGUAAUGGGAAUUGUUCUUCAUUCUGAAGUAUGUUGUAAAAGUCAAGGGCAAUCAUUUGGUCACCAUGGACACAGUCAUCAACGUAACAGUCACCACAGUAGAACAGAACAUUCAUAUACACCACUGAUAGAUGACAGAUCUGAUCAUGAGCAGGAGAUUGAACUGGAAUCUCAAGUAGCAGAUAAACCAAAACAUGUUCACCAUAAAAAUAUAAAUGUCAGAGCUGCCUUUAUACAUGUGAUAGGUGACAUUAUACAGAGUGUGGGAGUUCUUAUAGCAUCAUUCAUUAUUAAAUUUACGGAAGACCCUAAGUACAAGUUAGCAGAUCCCAUUUGUACAUUUAUAUUUUCUGUGCUGGUGAUAUUUACAACAAUAACAGUGCUACGAGAUACAUUACGUGUCAUGAUGGAAGGAGUCCCAAGAGAUGUGUGCUAUAAAACUGUGAUAGAAGAUUUAAAGAGAGUGGAAGGUGUCAAAUCAGCUCAUACUCUAUUGAUAUGGUCCCUGACUAUAGACAAAAAUGUCAUGUCUGUCCAUCUGACAGUUGGUCCAAAUGAGGAACAUCAGAGUGUUUUAGAAAGAGCUAACCAGAUGCUACAGAAGAAAUAUGACUUCCGUCAGACGACAAUUCAAAUAGAGAAACAUGUUCUUAAUCUGAGCUGUUCACAGUGUGAUUUACCAGUGUAAGGUGGUAAGAGCUGUCUCCAGUGGGAUUUACCUGUCUAAGGCAAUUUUAACUGUUCCCAGUGUAACUAACCUGUGUCAGGCAGUAAGAGUUGUUCCCAGUUUUACUUUCCUGUGUAAGGCAAUUAGAACUGUUCUCAGUAUUAUAUAUAAUUUAGUAACCUGUGUGGUACAAUUUCAACUGUUCCCAAUGUGAGUUAUUUGUGUAUUUAAAAAUGCAAUUGGAGCUGUUCCUUGUGAAAGUUACUUGCAUUUGUGCAAUGCAGUUUAAGCUGUUCCCAUUGUGACUUUAGCUUGAGCUGUACCCAGUGAAAAUUACCUGUGUAAUGCAAUUUUAACUCUUAACAUUUCAACUUAUGAUGUAAUCUUGUAAUGGUACCAGUGGUGUAGCUAUUUGAAAAUAAAUAGUAAGCAGGGGAUCAGGAGAGCCGCAGAUCACCACAACCUCAGUGAUAAUUGUAAAAUUCUUAUCAUUAAAAAAAACCAAAAUGGCUCAAACUAUUUGUUAGAACAUUCUAACAAUACUACACAGCCGCCAGCCACAGGUUAUUUCAGGUUCUGUUAAGCAUUUUUUUGUCAAAAAAAAUGAUUAUUAACCUGAUUUAAAUAUUUUUUUCUUUUAUGAAUAAUAAAUGCUCACUUAGAGAUAAUAAAAAAAGAAAGAUCUGUUAUCUUUUCAAUUGGAUAAUUCCUGCUCAAGUAGAUAUUUUUACAUUAAAGGUCUAUUAACAAUUUGAGAGCUGGAAAUAUAUAUAACAUAAUAAUUAUAGGUUUAGUUAAAACAAUAUUUUAUUCAAAUAAAUUGAAUUGGAAUAUUGAGAAUUUUUCUCAUAGGAUAUAAAAUAUCAAGUCAGAUAAUAUACGCAUAUUUGUAUUUUGCUGUGUCAAAAAUUAUUCAUUUUUUGUCUCCCUUUAAUGAGAGAAUGGUGCAACCUUUUUAUGACAAUCUGCAUAUCCAUUUUAUAACACUUUUAUGUGAAUCACUUUAUUUUAUGUUUUUUAAAUAGGAUCAUGUGUUUGUAGAUAAUUUUAACUUCAUAUUUUCAAGAAUUAUUUUUAUCAAGGAUUUUUUCAUCUUAAAGUUGAAAGAUAAGGAAAUUUAUUUAUUUACUUUAAAUCUCCUUCCUUUCUUUAAAAUCAUGGAUCUGCCACAAUUAUUUGUGGACAUAAGGAAUCUAUUUGUACUUGUAUAUUUAUAUCUUUAUUUUAUUAACCAGCAAUUAUAUGACAAUUGUAAUUAGUUAGAAUUUAUAUUCUUGUAGAAGACAUGCAUAUUGCAUUGUCCUUAUGUUAUUACUCUUAGCAUUGCAUAUAUUUCUAUAAAGUAUUUAAACUAGACAAAUUGAUUGACUGUUUGUUAAUAUUUUUAAUUUUACUUGCUUUCAAUUUGUCAUAAAAAAUGAGUUUUGAAAUUAAAAAUACAAACAGUUUGUUUUACAUUCAGUAUUGAAAAUAAAACACAAGUUAGGAUGGUACCCAACACUUUCACUAAAAUUAAUUUGACUCGUUUAAUUUUCAUAAAAUUUUGUGUCAAAGUAAAUACUUUAACAAAAAAAAUAAAUAAAAAAAAUUAAAAAAAAUUGAACCAACCGUUUUGUCAGAAAAAUUACACUGGUUAUAUAGCAAUUUGACAAACACUAAUUUUGAUCAUUGAGAAGCUUAAUAUUCCUUUCACAACAACAUAAUUAAAACGUUUAGCUGAUUUUACAGAGUUAUCUCCCUGUAGUGUUAGGUACCACCUUAAACCUCAAAACAUUUAUACACUUGAGACCAUUGUCAAUCAUCCUGCAAACAUAUAUACAGAUUUUGCUAACUAUUGUGAUUUUUAUGAAAAAUAAAUUCUUUCCAUUGUAACCAAAAUUUGAGGGAUGGUAUCUAACAUGUUAGAAAUUUAGCUAAGAAAGUUUAGAUCUAGUGUGAGGUUGUGAAAUGAUAAACUGCCAGUACAUGUACUACCAAAAGGUUGUGUAAAAGAAUUAAGUAUUUUAUAUUGCUUUGAAAUUAAUUUUUUUAUGAAUUUAAAUCAUUUAAGCGACAUGAGGAAACCACUGAAAUUGUAUGACUAAAAAGAUACAUUGGCCAAAUGCCAAUUGGGCUUUUGUCAUGACGUAUAUUUGUAACAUGUCUGUUCUCCAUAAAUAUAAGGUAUGAAUGAUUAAUAGGAAUCUAUUUUAGUAUAGUGUCCUUAAAUUUAGUGAGCCAAAACUUAUUGUCUUUUUAAUGCAAAUUUGAUGCCUCAAAGCAAAUAUCUUGAUAUUAUAAUGUCAUAUAAAAAAACUUUCCCAAAAUUACCCUGAGUUGAUCACAUCACUUCAUUCAUUAAACAGAAGUUAGAAACAUGCCUUUAUGCAAAUGGCCACUUUUAUUAUUAAAAAGACAAGUUAGAGUUGGUUGCAGAUGAACACGGAUAAAUGUUUUAGAUUACAUUAUUUUUAUCCCCACUUUUGUACAAUGUAAUCAAAUGUUAAUUCCCUGCUGAUGAUAGUUGGGGGAAAUAUUGUCUAAUCAGUGUCUGUCCUACAUCAGGUUACAGAUUUGGUUUUAAGGUAGUUUACCAUUUACCUAUUUUGAAUUUUUAAAAUACACUUUUUUUGGCAAAAUUUUUAAGAAUUCUGUUCCUCAAUGCUCUUCAACUUCGUACUUUAUUUGGCCUUUUUUACAUUUUUGGAUUUCAGUGUCACUGAUGACUCACUCUUUUGUAGACGAAACACAUGUCUGGCGUAUAUACUUAAUUUAAUCCUGGUAUCUAUGAUGAGUUUAUUUACAUGGAUGUGAACAAUUUUUACCAUAUAUUUUAAAUAAAGGUUAUGUCUCAGAUUUCAUGGUUCACUGAACAUGGAAAUGUUAUAAAGUUCAAGUUAGAAAUGGUUUCAUAUGGACACAUUUUCUUGUUAACAGGGUAUUUCAUCUAUAUUGUUUUAAUAAAAAAAUGAGUAUAUUCUAAAAUUAUUUUCUGAAUCUUUCGAAAUUGACAUUUUUGCAAGGUGGCAAUUCAAGGAAGACUGAAAACUUGUUUUUAAUGAAAUAUGUAUAUUUUUGAUGGAUAAAUUUUAUUUAAUUUUAAAAUGUCUCAUAUUGAUUCAGUUGGUGCUAUCACAUUUAUUUUGUAUGUAGAGAUAUGAUGAAGAAAAGCAACAGUAAAAUGGUAACAUCACAGAAAUUUUUAUUCAUAACAUAUUACGGAAAUAUUAUAAUAUCAUAGUUAGUUAUAUGAGAUUGGUCUUCAGGAGCUGUCAUUUAGUUUCAAGAGGAAUGGGGUGUGUGAGAGUGUAUGGGUUUUUUGUCCUAGUCAGAAACAAUAUUUUUUAGGAAAAAACCCUAACUCCCCUGGAAGUUUAUGGUCAUUCCUUUAUAUUGUAUUAAAAAAUGUUUUUAUUUAAAAAAAAUAUUUGUUAUUAACAAUUAACAAUGAUUAACUGUAAUUCUUAUUUUAGAGAAACAUAUAUUAUGAUUUAAUGAUUUUUAUAUAUGUAUGCAUCCUUUAAAGAUCCUGAAUUAGUUAAUACUGCAUUUUACUUCAUUGAUUCCACUAUUCUAUUGAUCAUUGAAUAAUUAUCAUCUAAUUGAAUUUUCUAGAGAUAUAAUUGAAUUGACAAUGAGCUGUUAGUUUCCUGUCACAACUUUUUGUUAUGUAAUACUGAAUUUUAAUAAGUGUUUUAUGUAAAUUUGUAAUGUGAUUGGGAGUUAAGAGACAAGCAGAGACAGGAGUGAAUUUUAAGUAAUAUAGAGAUUGAUGAAUGCUCUUAUUGAGAAAGUUGAUAUAUGUAAUGUUGGUUACAGCUGGGUAGAAGAUAAAAAUAUGAUGUUCAAGAAUUCAUACAUUGAUUUAUGGAAACAUUUUCUUGCAAUUGGGUUCUUCUUUUAGGUUGGAAGGACCUUUUUCUAGAAGUGGUGAUAGGGUCUUUAUAUUUGUUGUAAUUUGGGAUUUACA